AUGGAGCUGGGACGCUCCAGCCCCGUGGAGCUGGGAUGCUCCAGCCCCGUGGAGCUGGGAUGCUCCAUCCCCACAGUGGGGCAGGAGGCGCUGGAGGACGAGGAGGCGAAGAUCGGCGAGUACCGGCGGCUCCUGGGCACCCUCCCCACGGUGAAUCGGGCCACACUGAAGGCGCUCAUCAACCACCUCUUUCGGGUCCAGCGCUUCUCCAGGGAGAACCAGAUGAACACGCACAACCUGGCCAUCGUCUUUGGGCCCACGCUCUUCCAAACGGACGGGAAAGACUACAAGGCGGGACGCGUGGUGGAGGACCUCAUCAGCCACUACGUGAAGAUCUUUAACGUCAACGACCAAGAGAUGAAGAAGCAGCAGGACGAGAUCAUGGCCAUCAUGAAGAUGCGGGAGGCAGCGUCCAGUGGGACACAGCAAGCCGGGGACUUCAUCUGCACUGUCUACCUGGAGGAGAAGAAGACAGAGGCAGAGCAGCACGUCAAGAUCCCGGCCACGAUGACAGCUGAGGAGCUCACCUUUGAGAUCCUAGACCGGAGGAAAAUCGUCAUGAAGGAGAAGGACUAUUGGAGCUGCUUCGAGGUGAACGAGAGGGAGGAGGCAGAACGGCCCUUGCACUACUCGGAAAAAGUCCUGCCCAUUUUGCACUGCCUGGGGACGGAGAGCUACCUGGUGGUGAAGAAGCAGAUGUCCAUGGAGAACAUGCUCAUCUACCUCGCCAGCAGAGUGGGCGACUGCAAGCACGGCAUGAUGAAGUUUCGGGAGGAGAGGAACCUGCUGGGGCUCGGCCUGAGCACCGGCUUCCACGACCGCUACUUCAUCCUCAACCACACCUGCCUGCGCCUCUACAAGGAAGUGCGGAGCCUGAAGCAGCGGACCCCCCCCUUGGAGAACAGCCACAAGCCGGAGAAGGAGUGGCCCGUCAGGAACCUGAAGGUUUACCUGGGCAUUAAGAAGAAGCUUCGGCCCCCGACGUGCUGGGGCUUUACGGUCUUCUACGAAAACGAGAAGCACGAGAAGCAGCAAUGGUACCUGUGCUGCGACACCCAGGCCGAUCUGCGGGAGUGGUUCGCCACCUUCCUCCACGUGCAGAACGGCGGGGCCCUGUGGCCCUCGGAGACCUCCAAGGUGCGGGCGUCGCGGUCGCAGCAGGACUCCAGGUUGGGUAACAUCUCCCUCAUCCCGCUGCGGGGCAAUGAGAGUGAGAUGAGGAACAGUGUGGCUGCUUUUGCUACUGACCCGCUAACCCUCCUGCGAAACGUCUGAGCAGGAGGCCUGACACGCCGGGUUCGUCCGCAAGCGGGGCAGCCCUCGGGGAGCCGCACCAGCCCCGCACCCCGGCACCUGCCGGGGGUCCCGCCGGCUCCGGACCCUCCGCCGUGCCCUCUCGCCUUCCCCCCACGGUGACCCACGGGCAGCCAGGAGGGGAAACGGCAGCGAGGCCACCCACCCACCCACCCGCCGGCGGAGCGGGUCUUGGGAGCCACGGCCAGGCAGCCCACGGGGACCGCGCGGUGCCAGCCCACCCGACCCCGCACCCCGGCUGCUUUCGCCUGCCGCUUCUGCUCCGAGCUCCAGGCGGAGAGGCAGAGCCCGGCCGGGCGCCCCGGCACAGCCGUGGGACGAGGGCUGUGGCCGGAGGCUCUUGCUUUUCCUCCUCCUCCCUCUAUUUUUAAGUCUCUCUCCUUUAAAAUGACAAGGCAGGCGGGAGCAGCCCUUCCCGUGGGAUGCACGCCCGGCGCCGGGCACCGACAAGCAGCAUCACAGUGCUCCCAUCGCUCCUGGGGAGGGGGUGCCCCAUCCUUGGGGUCCCCUCCAUGCCGGGCAGGGCAUCAAGAGCUUCUGCAUCCCCCCAAAUUGGGGAGGGGGUGCAUCCGGCAUCUGUCCACGCCCCCCCUCCCCUGGCUCCAGCCUCUGCUGGAGGAGGGGGGGGACAGGGUGGGGGGCUGCAGGAGCUGUCCCCGCUUCCCACCGCCACCUCUCAACGAUAUUAAAGGUGGGGA
Molecule: messenger RNA, 2012 nt
Organism: Gymnogyps californianus (California condor)
Lineage: Eukaryota; Metazoa; Chordata; Aves; Accipitriformes; Cathartidae
Gene: ARAP1
Product: ArfGAP with RhoGAP domain, ankyrin repeat and PH domain 1
Exons: 15
Coding region: 1-1275 (424 amino acids)
Biological process (GO): signal transduction
Cellular component (GO): cytoplasmic vesicle; plasma membrane; trans-Golgi network
Source: RefSeq, a predicted model, not a curated record